This is a messenger RNA of Corythoichthys intestinalis (scribbled pipefish), 1084 nucleotides long. RefSeq names its product thy-1 membrane glycoprotein-like. Gene Ontology annotation, biological process: negative regulation of neuron projection regeneration; positive regulation of focal adhesion assembly; regulation of cell migration. Gene Ontology annotation, cellular component: focal adhesion; myelin sheath; dendrite. The coding region runs from base 267 to 725 and encodes 152 amino acids. The transcript is spliced from 4 exons. Gene Ontology annotation, molecular function: GTPase activator activity; integrin binding. The record is from RefSeq and is a predicted model, not a curated record. Lineage: Eukaryota; Metazoa; Chordata; Actinopteri; Syngnathiformes; Syngnathidae.
GUCUCGUAUUUGAUGUAUAAUUUUGUGAGAUUUAUGUAGUCCGUUAUUCAUAGUGUGAUUGUUAUCUAGGUUAAAAAUAAAGGAUAAGUGUUGGCACGUUAUACAGUAAUAGUGGCAAGUACAAUUUACCACAUGACCUUCAUCAGCACCCAUCCAUCCUCGGCUCUCUCACACACACACCCUCUCCACCCAGUGUUUUGCUCUGCAGUGCUGAGACUUGCUUCAUCAUCCUGCACCGAAGCACAGUUGGAACAGCACUUUCUGUCAUGCUCCAGCAUCUGUUUCUGUUCAGCGUUCUUGGAGUGCUGCUGAGGCCGGUGUGGUGCGACAGCAUCACAGUGUGUGAGGAAGACGACGGCGACCUGCGGGUGGACUGCCUGGUCAAGGCCGAGCCCAACAAAAUCAGCAGUUAUGAGUUUUCGUGGUCAUCAGGUUCCAAGCAAGCUCUCAUCAACGCCAAUGUGUCCGGCCUGGCGGCUGAGGCAGAGUUCAGAAAAGUGAGUCACGUGACGGAGGUGGAGCCGCACGGCUACAGAUUGACGUUGAGUGGUUAUCGGGAUAAACUGCCGCACAACACCACCUAUAUGUGCAAGAUAACUGGAGAGGGAGCCAGCAUUAACGUGGAGAGAGAUCAUCUUGUUCCAUGCGGAGCUGUCAGCGUGCUUCUGAAGCGCUCCUGGAUAUUCGCCAUGCUGGUUUUUCUCCAAUUACAUGCAUUGACUUAAGUCACCAAUUCUCAAAAGUGUGGUACACGUGCUUUAUGCAUAAGGAUCGCUGAAAUCAACUUUACUGUCUACCGUUACAGUGGUGAAACAUAUUUCAUGCAGUGCACUUUAGUUGUAUUUAACUUUAAACCCUGUUACAAAACAAGCAAAGGAUCUUCUUAAAAGCAUAAAAUUCCAUACAAUAACAUUGCACCAGCUGCAUGCUUCUUAUAUCUUUACAGGCACAAGAGAAUUCACAGCACUGAGUUAUGCAGUAUUUACAGAAUUGUUAAGACGUUUGCUGGUGUUUCCAUGAAGACAUGAGUUUGGAAGCUGCCCUAAAUGUUUUAAAUCAAGCUAAUAAAGAAAUAUUUAACAUU